Molecule: messenger RNA, 1473 nt
Organism: Linnemannia hyalina
Lineage: Eukaryota; Fungi; Mortierellomycota; Mortierellomycetes; Mortierellales; Mortierellaceae
Source: the annotation of a GenBank genome assembly
AUGAUCACGCUUCAUAACAUCGUUCGCAGCUAUCUAAAGGAAGCCCAGGCAACUUCCACCGUGGCGGACCUUGAGAUCAACAACCUCUGCACGGAAGGCGACUCUCUUACUUAUUGCUUAAGCGUCCCCGGCAGCAGUGAGACGUUUACCAGUGCACGGUGGGCUCUCCUGCAUGUGUGCCCGUAUGUUCUCUUCAAGGACAUUUUCAAGGCACUGCUCCUCAAGCUUCUCCAACUUCGACAUCACCCUGAGCUUGACCUUUCCGAUUUUUUCGUCCGCAACGUGCACGAGGAUGCGAAGGAUCACCUUGUCAAGCAUGGGUAUCUACCAAAGAUCAAGGAUAACACCAGGCUCAUAGUCAUCAACGAUGAGGCACAGUUCCUUGGCGACCACUCUGGCUCAGGCCUGAAGGAUAGCUCGACCAACUUUGAGUACAUGGAGUUCCCUGGAGUUACCGAUCUCGAGUCGAUCAAGGCGUACAUAUCUCGAGUGCGGAGGUGUCUGUUGGAUGUCGAAUCAAGGCGGGUCUUUGACGAGCGUCUUUCGCAGGAUGCACUCGACAUGCUGUUUGGCAAGUUUACAGAAAGUAUUGUCGAAUGCAACAACCCUAGUGCAUGGAAGAAGACCAUCGAGGAUGCAGAGGACAGGCUGGAUCAGCUUGUGGAGCCUAUCGACAGCAUGCUGGACCUCCUUAUGUAUCAGCGCUGCAUGUUUGGGAAUCACGACCUUGUCCUCAAGGAGGUAGACCCUCAAUUGGUGGAGCAUGCGUUUGGUCGGAUCAAGAUCAUACAAGGUCACGCUGUUACCGUGAUGGACGAGCCCUUCGUUUCCAAAGCUGUCGAGAACUAUAUCGCCGCUAUCGAUCCCUACUUCGCAAGGAAUGUGCGGGAACGUAUGGUAAAGCCGACGGCUAUUGAUCAGGGAUGUGUGUUUGAGCGGUUCAUGAUGAAGGUCUUCAGCACGACUCACGCGAUGAUGUCGAUGGAGCACUUCAUGGACGCUCAUGUCAACCAUGGGUCAACCCGUAACAACAUGUCUGUCGCGCCAUUUUUCUUUCCCAAAUCCAAGCCAUCGGAACCAGACUUGGUUUUCUUCAUUCGGAUCGACGGUGCUCGGUUGGUUCCUGUCUUCGUUCAGAUGAAGCUGCAUCAAGGGUCGUCUAACUUCUGGGAGAAGGGUUGGAAUGAGGGCCAGGCAAAGAAUUUUCGCAAGUACUGCCCCGACAACGUCUACAUCAGCAUGAUCGUUGCAUACCCUACCAAAUGGACUGAGAAGCUGCCAGCACCUUCAGAACUCCCAAAGGGCCCCAGUGGUGUUCAGAAGGUCGUGAUCAACAUCAGCGAUGACUAUUUCAGCGACAUUUUCCUCCAGGAGCAUGUAGAGUUUAUUGAUCGACUCAAGAAUGCUCGAAAGCGCUCUGUUGACGACGAUGACAGCAAUGAUGAGGACUGCUCCAAAAAGCAGAGGAGCUAA